Messenger RNA from Tripterygium wilfordii, 1948 nucleotides. RefSeq names its product polyamine oxidase 1. NCBI's taxonomy places the organism in Eukaryota, Viridiplantae, Streptophyta, Magnoliopsida, Celastrales, Celastraceae. Gene Ontology annotation, molecular function: polyamine oxidase activity. The record is from RefSeq and is a predicted model, not a curated record. Gene Ontology annotation, biological process: polyamine catabolic process. Bases 87 to 1598 code for a protein of 503 amino acids. The transcript has 8 exons.
UUCUUAUAUGCAACAAAACGCGAAGACCAACACAACCCACACCUCUCACGCACUUUCAGUUUUUUUUUUUUUCGAAUUUUUCUUGCAUGGAAUCCCCUUCUCGCUCCUCCGUUAUCAUCGUCGGUGCUGGCGUCUCCGGAAUCUCGGCUGCGAAGGUGCUGGCGGAGAAUGGGAUUGAGGACUUGGUGAUUUUGGAGGCCACAGAUCGCAUAGGCGGAAGGAUCCGUAAGGAGACUUUUACUGGCGUCUCCGUCGAGCUCGGAGCCGGAUGGAUCGCCGGCGUUGGCGGCAAAGAGUCCAAUCCUGUUUGGGAGCUCGCCGCCAAGUCUGGCCUCCGUACUUGCUUCUCCGAUUACAGCAAUGCUCGCUACAACAUCUACGAUCGCAGUGGGAAGAUAUUUCCAAGUGGAGUGGCGGCAGACUCUUACAAGAAGGCGGUGGAGUCCGCCAUUGAGAAGCUGAGGAUUGUCGACGCCAACCACCCCUUCUGUGACGCCACCGGUGUUCACGAACCGCCAUGUUGCCCGAAGACACCAAUUGAGUUGGCCAUUGACUUCAUACUACACGACUUUGAGAUGGCGGAAGUGGAGCCGAUAUCCACAUACUUGGAAUUUGGGGAAAGAGAGUUUUUGGUGGCGGACGAGAGAGGAUAUGAACACUUGCUCUACAAGAUGGCUCAGGAAUUUCUUUUAACCUCCGAGGAGGGUCAAAUCUCAGACAAUCGUCUCAAACUUAGCAAGGUCGUGAGGGAAAUACAACAGAGUAAAAACGACGGCGUUAGAGUGACAACAGAGGAUGGUUGCAUCUAUGAAGCCAACUAUGUGAUUUUGUCUGCCAGCAUUGGAGUUCUUCAAAGCAACCUCAUUUCCUUUACACCUCCCUUGCCCAGAUGGAAAACAGAAGCUAUUGACAAUUGUGAUGUGAUGGUAUACACAAAAAUCUUCCUCAAGUUUCCAUACAAGUUCUGGCCAUCUGGAUCUGAAAAGGAGUUCUUUAUUUAUGCUCAUGAGAGAAGAGGUUUCUACACCUUUUGGCAGCACAUGGAGAAUGCAUAUCCUGGUUCAAACAUCUUGGUUGUGACGUUGACGAAUGGGGAAUCGAAACGUGUCGAAGCACAACCAGAUGAGGAGACAAUGAAAGAAGCAAUGGGGGUCCUCAGAGACAUGUUUGGACCCAAUAUACCUAAUGCCACUGAUAUACUUGUGCCUCGCUGGUGGAACAACCGGUUCCAGCGCGGUAGCUACAGCAACUACCCUAUUGUCUCUAAUAAUCAACUUGUUCAAGAUAUUAAGGCUCCGGUUGGACGGAUAUUCUUUACUGGUGAGCACACCAGUGAAAGAUUUAACGGUUAUGUUCAUGGCGGAUACCUUGCAGGUAUUGAUACGAGUAAAGCUUUGCUUGGGGAAAUGAGAACAGAGAAAACAGAGAAGGGAAGAAAAUGUGAGAAUCAUAAUUUUUUGCUAGAGCCAUUGUUAGCAUUGACAGGAUCAUUAACGUUGACACAGACAGAGGCAGUGUCAAACCUACACAAAUUCGAUAUUUCUACACAGUUGUAUUUGAGUGGCAAGCUUGUGCCAGUUCCGGAGCCAAUCUUAUGACUAUAUGAACCCAUUGAAGAAACCCUGUUUAAUGAUGAUGAUGAUUAUGUGAGCAGUGAAAGACAUGUGCAGUUGGGUUUGGAAUCAAAUUCGGUUCAAGCCCUCGCUGCCAUCGGAAAGGGAAACUAUGUGCCAAAGAGUGCAGGACUUCGCCCUUAAGAGAUCGGAGUAACCACUGCUGGAGUUGUCGGGUUUUGAAAUUUCAAAUGGAAUAGGGGGGGUUAGGAGUACAUGUAGUUAGUUAGGGUCAUGGGAGUAAAAACUGAAACCAUGAUUCUGGGAUUGUUUGUUUGUAACUGUAAUUGUACCUGUUCUUCAUUCAAUAAAGAAAUUCCUUUAUAUUUAAGACA